This is a messenger RNA of Penicillium samsonianum, 570 nucleotides long. RefSeq lists its product as uncharacterized. The record is from RefSeq and is a predicted model, not a curated record. NCBI's taxonomy places the organism in Eukaryota, Fungi, Ascomycota, Eurotiomycetes, Eurotiales, Aspergillaceae. The transcript is spliced from 2 exons. Bases 1 to 570 code for a protein of 189 amino acids.
AUGGGAGAAUCACUCAUAAGCGUCGCUGGCAUCCAUGAGAUUUCCCCUUCAGUCUUCUCAUCCAUUCUUAACGUAGCAUACCAUGAAGUCGCAAAUCUCAGCUCCCCGGCAACACUUAUUCUCCUCACCGAGACGACCAGAAAUUCAAUCCACCAUUACACCAAGGACUCGGUGACUCAAACACUCGUUGGAACUUCUUUUACCUCCCCGUUUGUCGGAUGGAGUGCUCAUGAUAUCGCGCGAUUUCUGACUGAGAACGCGGAGGGGAGCAUUGUGGAGCCAAGACUCUUCCUUAUUGCUGAUGAGAAGACGGCAGAAGACGGCAAUACACUACUAUUAGUGAAAGUUCAGACGAAAGAACGAUAUGACGGUGGACUGACGCUCAAAACUGUGCGUUUAGCUGGAGAAUUCGUGAAUAUCGAGGCGGUUGCUGUGUCGAUUGGUGCGAAAGGAGUUGAUGAAUUACUGGAUAUGGUGGAUGGGGAUGGGGUUUUUAGAGGUGGAAGAGGAAAUAUGACUGGACGGCAGCCACCAAAGAAUGGAGGUGAUGCGCCAAAGAAGCAAAUGUAG